Penicillium angulare is the source of this 1215-nucleotide messenger RNA. Its product is annotated as LysM peptidoglycan-binding domain-containing protein. Lineage: Eukaryota; Fungi; Ascomycota; Eurotiomycetes; Eurotiales; Aspergillaceae. The transcript has 3 exons. Bases 1 to 1215 code for a protein of 404 amino acids. The record is from RefSeq and is a predicted model, not a curated record.
AUGAAAGAGGCGAGCCCUUACAUCUCAGUUUCGAAGUCCCCGUGGCUGGUUCCUAAACGCAGCACUGCCUGCUCAUCUAUCAUCAUCGAAACGGGAGACACCUGUGACACUCUAGCUGCAAAAUGUGGUAUCACCACAUCCGAGUUCUCGACAUACAACACCGACUCUUCUCUCUGUACAUCACUCACAAGUCGUCAGCCAGUAUGUUGUUCCUCUGGAACAUUGGAGCUUCCACUUGAGGCCAGUGACGAUGGCAUUUGCUAUAUUCACACUGUACAGCCUGCGGAUACAUGUGACCGGAUCGCGACUGCAUAUGGCAUCACGGUAGAUGAUCUGGAAACUUAUAACAAGGAUACAUGGGAAUAUGAUUGGAUUGGUUGUUCUAAGGGAUUAGUUGGUGGAGCUUUCAUUUGCUUAAGCUCUGGAUCGCCGCCGAUGCCGCAUGCUCUCCCGAAUGCAAUUUGUGGACCUCAAGUUCCGGGUACUGCACGUCCGAGCGAUAUGUCUGAUCUUGCUUCAUUGAAUCCUUGUAUUGCUCCAGAUUGCCAGUGUGUCCUUUCCAACGGAUUGUGCGGCAAUACCGUGGACGAGAAUUCCGGGUGUCCAACAGGCUCAGUCUCUACCUCCACCGUCCCUACAACACUAGUUUCCAGCAAAGUCCAAUCCACCUCAAGCUCCAAAUCAACAUCCGACGUGAUCGCAAUAACAACAGCAGACUGGACAACCACUAAACACUCUUCAACAUCAACAUCAACCCAAGAUGCAUCCACAUCCAGCUCAACCACAAAAAGCACAACCAAACGAGACUCAGACUCAGACUAUGCGCCCUGGGAAGUAGCCAUUUACAGUGAAGAGGAUUGCUCAGGAGACUACUACGUGCUCUCCGGAUCAAACCAAGAUUACGGAAACUGUCUCUAUCUACACGGAAACAGUAUCUCCAGCAAGCCGUCUUCAUCGGGGACGUGGUGUCGAUGGUUUACUAAUGGGGGGCUGGACUCAAACGAUUGCGAUGCAGGCACGAUUACUACACCUACUUCGUGGUAUUUAUCUGGUAUUUGUCAAGUCUUUACUACGACUGAUUGCUCUGAUCCAGAUGGAACGUCGCAGUCUUAUACUUCUGCUGAGAGUAGUGGAGAUUGUGCGAAUUAUAAGGAUAAUGUGUUUCAGGUUUCGCCUUGGGGUUCUAUGAAGUGUGGGGGGAUUUACGAGUUGUAA